UAAAGAGUAGGAAGAAGAAUGUCUAGAUAAUUUUUGAGCUGCAGUUCUUUCGUAUCUCUUGUAGGAAUGGUAUCUCAAACGUGCACUAUAAUAAUUUUGUUCUAAGACUUUUACUGCUCAGUUAAAUUUAUUAUAUUUAAUUUAGCCACGUGUGUACACACUUAAAUGUAUUCUACAAAUGAAAAUAACCCCGGUGAUGGAUUUAAUAAAUUAUAUUCCAUACAGUGAUUAUUCAUCUCAUUAAUAUGUAAUUAAAAAUAUUACGAAUAAAUAAAAUCAAAUAAUUGACUAUCAUUUAUGUCUUCAAGGAAAUUAUUGUUAUCAGUAAUAUUAUAAAGUAAUAUUGGCCCAGUAACAGAAAUAUAAGUGUGAAUACUUUAAUGAUCAUCGUUCUAUUUUGUAGUUUCAUGUUUUCUGUGGUAAUCAAUAUUCUAAGUUGAUUGAGAGUUUAAUUUAUAAAUUAUAUUGACAAUAUAAUUAAAAUGAUAAUAAUGUGGUGAAAGUGUUGCUAAUAUUUCAAGUGAAAAAGUUUUUUUGUUCUGUUGAAAAAUGUUUCGUGAAAGAAUAAUUAAAAAACAAGGCUUUCUCUCAUUAACAUCAGAAGUAAUCUCGGGUUAUACUGAACAAAAUACAGCUGAAAUUACAACUACUCAAACAUCUGACCGAUUGCAACAGCCAAGUUCGACGUUAAAUCACGACAAUGAUAGAUUUAUUGAUUGUAAUGGACGAGAACACAUUUGUGGAAAAGAAGCUGCUUGUAAGAACUUUCCCAAUAAUACCUCCAAGUGUGUUUGUCCACAUGAUUUAUCUGCACCUACUGAUGACUUUAAAUGCCCUGUUCGCUGGACUGUUCCUGUGGUUCCACGACCAAUUAACAAUAUAUUUCCACCUACGUUAAAUACCACGAAUAACACAUUAUUAUCUGAAGCAGAAGAGAUGAAUGGAAAGCCGUAUAGAUUGGGUGAAGUAAUUGGAGUGACGACAGCAUCCUUAAUUGUUAUUGGGAUACUUGGAAUUUUUUUAUUUAUUUUAAAAAAAAAGCAUUACAAUAAAAAAACAGUACGACAAACUCUUAAUAUAUCUCCAAUGAAUUUAAAGAAGAGUGUACUUUUGGCUAAUAAAUACACACCAAACCCACAGUAUUUUGGCUGUACACCUCCAGAAGUUCCAAUUAUAAGGCGAGAAAACAUUAUUUUUCUUUAUGAUAUUGGAGAGGGUUGUUUUGGAAAGGUUUAUAAGGGGGAACUGUCUCAUGAACAAGGUAAAGAAAUAGUUGCGGUAAAAGUUCUCAAGGAUUCUGCAUCACAUGAAGCUGAAGAAGACUUUAUGCGAGAAGUAGAAAUUAUGUCAACUUUUCGUCAUGAAAAUAUUUUAUCCUUAAUAGGAGUAGUCCUUCGAGAUUCUGGAAAUAAUCCAUGGAUGGUUUUUGAGUAUAUGCCUUAUGGAGACUUGGCAGAAGUUUUGAGAGCUAACUCGCAUCAAUUAAGAACUUUAUCUUCUUCUACUUCUUCUUCAAAUCUAGACCCACUGACAAAGAAAGAUUUGCACUGGAUUACAAUACAAAUAACUUCCGGAAUGGCUUAUCUUUCGGCCCAGAGAUUUGUCCAUCGUGAUUUAGCUUGCCGUAAUUGUCUUGUUGGGUCGGAUUUAGUAGUAAAAAUUGCUGACUUUGGGAUGUCUAGAGAUGUUUAUACUUGUGAUUAUUAUCGGAUUGGAGGUUCCCGAAUGCUUCCUGUACGAUGGAUGUCACCAGAGAGUGUUAUUUAUGGACGUUUCACUCUUGAGAGUGACGUGUGGAGCUUUGGUGUUGUUUUAUGGGAAGUAUAUUCCUACGGGAAGCAACCAUACUAUGGCCACAAUAAUGAGGAAGUAGUAAAACUUAUUCUCCAAGGUAUAAUACUCACUCCGCCAGAGAGUUGUCCAGAAUUUGUCAGCCAGAUAAUGACCCAAUGUUGGAAAUUGGAGCCCCGAGAUCGACCCCGUUUUUCAGAGAUUCUCGAUAAACUCAAGAAAGCUUAUCAAGGGAUCGAAAAGAUGAACAAAAAAGGAAGUUUACCAAGGCCACCACAAGGACCAGUAACUAUUAAACCUCCUAAUGCAUUAGAUUCUGAAGGAUAUCUUGUUCCUGCACCAGUAGCAUCACGAGAGUAUCUACAACCACUUCCACCCAUCAUCUCUGUUUAGCCAUUUUCUACAUAGUAUAUAAAAUAUUUCAUGUACAUUAUUGCUAUUACAUUCAUAACAGCUGUAGUCAUAAUUUUCAUUACAUCUUUUUUAAAUAAUAACAUAUGAUUGAUUACAUUAUCAUGUUAUUAUUAUCAGAGAAAAGUUAGAACUGCUAUUAUUAUUAUUCACUUCAUUUUAUAUGAUAAUAAUCGAAUGAUAAUUUAUAUUUAUCAACAAUAUAUUAAUUACUCAA
Chelonus insularis is the source of this 2419-nucleotide messenger RNA. RefSeq names its product tyrosine-protein kinase transmembrane receptor Ror-like. Gene Ontology annotation, cellular component: axon; plasma membrane; signaling receptor complex. Gene Ontology annotation, biological process: multicellular organism development; cellular response to nerve growth factor stimulus; positive regulation of neuron projection development. The record is from RefSeq and is a predicted model, not a curated record. Lineage: Eukaryota; Metazoa; Arthropoda; Insecta; Hymenoptera; Braconidae. Gene Ontology annotation, molecular function: neurotrophin receptor activity; transmembrane receptor protein tyrosine kinase activity; neurotrophin binding. The transcript has 8 exons. The coding region runs from base 550 to 2184 and encodes 544 amino acids.